ACAAAUGGAGGGUCCAUUCUUUCCAAUCCCAUGAUUGCUUUUUUCCCAUAUUAAUUAACAAAUAAUUUUUCAAGAUCCAUCCUAGGAAUUAGUACUCUUCGAUUCCACUCUACCUCAAAAUUCUUUUCUCUCUUAACAAUUUUUCAAGAAUCAGUUUAUAAUUAAACUGCUAAAGACACAAACUUGCGCUGUUUAAUGUGCUUUGAUAAUGGAUUCUUUGCAUUUCACACACUGUUAUUCUACUCUAAAUGCAAAAAAGAGACAACCCCACAACCAAAUUUCGAAACAAUUCACUGUUCUUCCCCAGCUGAGUCAAACAAGUGUUAAAAAUUCAAUCUUGUUGCCCAGAAAAAAAUUGGGUUUUCUCAUGGAUUAUAAAGGAAGGGGUACUAGAAUUGUACGUGCAGUUUCUUCUGUUGAAACCAGGGAAAAGCAACAGAAAGGAAAGAACAACAAGAAUAGUGAGAAGGUACAGCUGCGUGUUCGGCUUAAGCACCAAGUUGAAUUUGGGGAGCACAUUGCAGUUCUGGGAUCGGCAAAAGAAUUAGGGUCCUGGAAGAAGAAUAUAAUGAUGGACUGGACAGAAAAUGGAUGGAUUUCGGAAUUGGAAUUACCAGCUGGUGAGAGUCUUGAGUAUAAGUUUGUAAUUGUUGGUAAGGACAAGAAUAUGUUAUGGGAAAACGGCAGUAACCGGAUCUUGAUGCUACCAGAAGGAGGAAGUUUUGAAUUGGUCUGUCAAUGGAAUGUGACAGAUGAGCCUGUGAAUUUGUUGCAAUUGGAUCCAUUUGUAAUAGAGGAGGAAGUAGAAGAGGCAACUGAUAAUGGAGCUACAAUUACUGGCGAGACUGCUGUUCUGGACGCUGUAACAAGUCCGUUUGUGGAGCAAUGGCAAGGGAGGGCUGCAUCUUUUGUACGUUCAAAGGACGAACUGGAUUCCCAAACAAACAGGAAAUGGGACACAUCAGGUCUCACUGGGAUUUCCCUAAAGCUCGUUGAAGGUGAUAAAAAUGCUCGGAAUUGGUGGCGAAAGCUUGAGGUUGUCCGAGAACUAGUUGUUGAAAACAUGGAGAGUUCACAGCGGUUGGAGGCUCUUACAUAUGCAGCUGUCUAUCUAAAGUGGAUAAACACAGGGCAAAUUCCUUGCCUUGAAGAUGGGGGUCACCAUCGACCAAAUAGGCAUGCAGAGAUUUCCAGGCUUAUUUUUCGUGAAGUAGAAAAACUCUUGAGUAGGCGAGACACUACACUUCAGGAAAUACUUGUAAUCCGCAAGAUGCAGCCGUGCCUGCCUUCUUUUAAAGCAGAAUUCACUCAAUCUGUUCCGUUAACAAGAAUCAGGGACAUCGCUCAUAGAAAUGAUAUACCCCAUGACCUUAAGCAAGAAAUCAAACAUACUAUACAAAACAAGCUCCACAGAAAUGCUGGCCCUGAAGAUCUGGUAUCCACAGAAGCAAUGCUCGAAAGAAUUACCAAGAAACCUGGACAAUAUAGUGAGGCAUUUGUAGAACAAUUCAAGAUUUUCCACAAUGAACUAAAAGAUUUCUUCAAUGCCGGGAGGUAGGGACAUUAAUCUGUUAUGUUUCUCAAUAUU
Messenger RNA from Nicotiana tabacum (common tobacco), 1588 nucleotides. NCBI's taxonomy places the organism in Eukaryota, Viridiplantae, Streptophyta, Magnoliopsida, Solanales, Solanaceae. The record is from RefSeq and is a predicted model, not a curated record.